This is a messenger RNA of Ciona intestinalis (vase tunicate), 1486 nucleotides long. Lineage: Eukaryota; Metazoa; Chordata; Ascidiacea; Phlebobranchia; Cionidae. The record is from RefSeq and is a predicted model, not a curated record.
UACAAGCCAGAAGAUUGUGUUUAAUAUUCAGGCGUCGGUUUGUCUGGAUACAUUCAGAUAAAGGAAGCUAUAAAGAAAAGGAUGUGGAAAAUAUAUUGACGGAUUUGAAAGGGGGUUCUGUCGAUUUAAACUUUGAUGGUAAAAUUGCUUUGGUGAAAAUCAACAACCCAGCGAAGAGAAAUGCAAUCUCAGGUACCAUGAUGUUGGACCUACGUCGAAUUACGAUUGAGCUAUCCAAGUGGAACGAAGGUAAAGCCAUAGUUUUACGCGGUAAAGGAAACAUGUUUUGCGCCGGUUCAGAUUUGGCAGCUGUUCAAUUCCUUGUCUCGCCCAAGGAAGGUGGCAAUGUGUGUAUGUACAUGCAAAACACUUUGUAUGCGUUCCAGUGCCUACCGAUGGUUAGUUUGGCCUAUAUUGAAGGCAAAGCAAUGGGGGGAGGGGCUGAGCUUGUAACAGCGUGCGAUUUAAGACUAAUGCAUGAGUCAGCAGAAAUCCGGUUUGUUCAACGACGACUCGGGUUAAUUCCUGGGUGGGGGGGAACCACCCGGUUAAAGAGGUUAAUUGGCCGACAACGAGCGAUGCGUCUUUUAAUGUCUGGGUUGGGGGUUAGGGGCGAGGAAGCAUUGCGUAUGGGUUUAGUGGAUGGGGUGGGUUGUGAACCCCAUGUUUGGCUCGAUACAGUUGUUGGUGGGUUGGAUAGCUAUGUGAUAAAGACCAUCAAGUCAGCUGUCAAUCAAACAGACUUCAAAACUGAUCAACAAUCUUUACAAAGAGAAAUAGAACUUAUUUAUAAAGUUUGGGGUGGCCCUGCUAAUAGACAAGCUAUUGAUGCAAUAAAACCAACGAUUACUGUGGGCGGUACACCAUAUGUGUUGGAACUCAUAGAUACAGCGGGUCAAGAGGAUUAUGACAGAUUAAGACCAUUGUCCUACAACAAAGCCGACGUUUUCCUUGUUUGUUACUCUGUUGUCGUGCCUUCUUCGUUUACAAACAUCAAAGAAACUUGGAUACCAGAGUUAAAACAACACUCAACAAAGGUGCCCUAUAUUUUGGUUGGAACGCAAACCGAUCUUCGGGACGACCCAAGAGUUUUACAGGAACUCCACAAAAAGAAACAAAAACCUGUUAAUGUUGAAAGUGGGCAACGUCGCGCGGCGAAGUUGGGGGCCGCUGCUUACAAAGAAUGCUCGGCAGUUACGAUGAAUGGAAUUAAAGAUGUUUUUGACGAAGCGAUACACACUGUGUUGUACCCAGAGGAAAAAUCUAGCGAGAAAAAGAAUUGUACAAUAUCUUAAAUUGAGUUUUGAAUUAAAUCAUAAAUACGGUACGAACGUCCAUCCCCACGAGGUGCGAUAAAAAUAUUCAGGCAGGCUUAAGUUAGUUGUGUAUUUAUAAUGUGCGUUUAUUUUAUUAUUAAUUGAGUCGUUAAAGCGCAAUGUGUUUGUAAACUGUGACAUUUAAAAUAAAACAUCUAUGGUUUUGGUAA